GGUGCCAAGAACCACCGCAGGGUGUUUGCUGGGGUGGGUUGAGGACCUGCCCCACAGCCACUUUCAGAGCAGCAGCUUCUUGGGGACCACGUUGGAGCAAGGUGAUUUCAGAGGCGUCCCCAAGAUGAACCUCCUCACCCAGGUGAACACCCUGGUGCAGACCCUGCGAGACCCAGAUGGGCCGUUCCUCCAGACCUGGCGCUGGCUGUGCUCUUGGGUGGGCAGCUCCAGGCAGGGAAGUCCCAGCGUCCCCGCUCUGCCCCGCACCACCCAUCUCACCCCUGGCACGAGAGGGCCAAACGUGGCACAACCUGCCUUUCCCUCAGCACCCAUGGGUGCUCAGCACCUAGAGGAGAGGACCCUUCUCGCAGGGUUUCCUCACACAUGGAGACCCAAGCUGGGGAUGUCACUGGGAUGGGGAAUGAGCCAGCGGGUCAGGGAUGCUCCGGUGUCCCCGGGGGCACCGGAAUCACCAACGGGUCCCCAGGGGGUGGCCGGGGCAGUGAGCACAGCGGCGUUCUUCCUCUGCGAGGGGCUGCUGGGCCAGCACUUCGAUGUGGUCCCCGAUGGGAUGGCCCAACCCCAGCCUGGAGACCUCUUCCUGUUCCCACUGGCCUCCGGUGGGCCCGGCUGGUGGGGCGCCCAUGCUGGUGUCUACUGCGGUGACGGGGAGAUCAUCCACCUGGAAGGCAGCUUGGGGACGUCCCCACUGGGGAUCGUGGCCAAGCACAGCAAGAGCCACCUCCUGCGGACGCGGGGUCCAGCCAAGGUGCUGCGGAGGAAGGGAGGGCUGGAUGCGGCCUCCCUGCAGCGGCGCAUCCGGGCGGCCAUGGACCAGGCGGUGGAGUACGACGCCAUCACCUGCAACUGUGUCCACUUUGCCCUCGCCCUGCUGGGGCUGGGACAGCUCGCCGGCGCUACAGUGUUUCCAGCGCUGCAGUGAUGGAGGCGACGAUGCGCCCCGGCGUUGAGUGGGGCUGGAGCAUCCUUCCCCGGGGGACAGGGAUUGCGCC
Molecule: messenger RNA, 1013 nt
Organism: Calidris pugnax (ruff)
Lineage: Eukaryota; Metazoa; Chordata; Aves; Charadriiformes; Scolopacidae
Exons: 6
Coding region: 125-943 (272 amino acids)
Source: RefSeq, a predicted model, not a curated record